UUGUCGAUCAAGUAUCUAUUCAUUUUCCUUCAGUUAAACACGGAGAUUUUUCUUCUUCACAGAAAAAACAAAAAUCUGCAAAACGAGUUUUAAGAGGAGAAGCAUCAUCACUACUUUUUGGCAUUCCAUUCUCCCUAUCAGACAAGGACCUAUACCGUAGAACUGAAAGAGGUGCAACUGCUGUCUCGCUUUCCCAAUGAAUCGCAAUCACAGAAUCAAUGAGGGUCUGCCUUUUGGACUCGAACUGACUCCCGACCUAUCCAUGGACUUGGUGGAGUUGAACUCGAACGGUAAUCAUGCGGAAGGCAAGCUUGUCGGAACCGAUUGUAACACCGCCAUCAGGAAGUCUGCUAGAACUCUGACUCCCACCGUAAGCGAUGAGGCCCUUAAUACUUUAAAUGAGCUGCGCGAGGCGAAUCUUUUGUGCGAUGCCCAGAUUUCGGUGGGAGAGCAGGCUUUCAAUGUACACAGGGCAAUAAUGUGUUCAUGCAGCUCGUACUUUCGCGCUCAGUUUACUGGAUUCAAUGCUGACAGCCGCGAGCGCGUAACUAGAACAGUUGCCGCCGAGGAGAGUCCGGUCAUCCACAUCCCCGGCAUAAGCGCAACAAUAAUGAACUGUGUAAUUCAGUACGCCUACCUGCGCCAAACCCACAUCAGCGAAAACAACGUGCACGAGCUUCUCACAUGUGCGGACUAUGUUGGCAUGGUAGGUUUGGUAAAUCAGUGCAAGGAUUUCCUCAGUAGCACCCUUACCCCGGAAAACUGUGUUAGUAUCAUGGGAUUCGCACGGUUCCGGUUUUUGGAGGACCUGCACUUGAAGGCCCGCACCUACACGCUAAGAUAUUUUACGGAAGUGGCAAGCCGCAAUACUGAUAUCCUGGAUAUGAACGUUAAGGACUUCUACAGCAUAAUUAACGAUGAUGAACUUAACACACGGGAAGAGGACCUUGUAUGGAAAUUGUGCGUUAAGUGGAUCGACCGGAAUCCGGAAAGCCGCAAGCAACAUGUCGCGCAUCUGAUGACCGGGGUUCGAUUGGGCCUGAUGACUCCAAAGCUCUGUUCUUUCAAGCACCUACCUUUUCAAAAAUAUAUCCUUUUUAGAUGUUUUCGAAAUCAACAAGAAGGAACUUUAUAAUCAAAUGCCUAUAAUAUACCAG
Molecule: messenger RNA, 1157 nt
Organism: Drosophila subpulchrella
Lineage: Eukaryota; Metazoa; Arthropoda; Insecta; Diptera; Drosophilidae
Product: kelch-like protein 10
Exons: 4
Coding region: 197-1135 (312 amino acids)
Molecular function (GO): protein binding
Source: RefSeq, a predicted model, not a curated record